UUAUCACGUAUAAUAGGACGUAAAGUUGUAGGUCAAGUGUUUGGUACUGCGGUUAGUCCGUCAUGGUGAUCUUACAUGUGGCUGAACGAGGGUAUUGCUACGUUGUUCGGCGUGUACAUAAUCAAUCAGACUAUGCCAGAUACUCGGAUGUUGGAUUUGUUCGUAGUCCAAACUCAACAAGAGUCUCUCCGUCUAGAUGAUUCACAAAUUAUGAAACCUCUUGAUUCAGAAGUUAACAGUAUCUCUGAAAUUAAUUCUCUUUUCUCUUUCACCUAUUACAUAAAAGGUAUACAGUACUGAAUAAAUAACGUUAAAACAAUUAAAACAUUUAAAAUUAUUUAAGAACUAUGCCAAAAAAAA
Pogonomyrmex barbatus (red harvester ant) is the source of this 360-nucleotide messenger RNA. RefSeq names its product aminopeptidase N-like. Gene Ontology annotation, cellular component: cytoplasm; membrane. The record is from RefSeq and is a predicted model, not a curated record. Gene Ontology annotation, molecular function: peptide binding; metalloaminopeptidase activity; zinc ion binding. Gene Ontology annotation, biological process: peptide catabolic process; proteolysis. NCBI's taxonomy places the organism in Eukaryota, Metazoa, Arthropoda, Insecta, Hymenoptera, Formicidae.